CUCACAGAGUCCGUGCUCUCUGAAGCAGCGGCUGAAAGCAAAAGGAAACACCGCAGUUUUGAGCUCAGGAGUUGUCAGACUACUUUUAAUACAGUUGGAGUGGACACUUGCAAUUUUCGAGGAUGUUUUCAAUCGGGGAGACGAUAGAGUUUCUAAUGGGAAACCCCUUUUCAACGCCCGUCGGUCAGAGAAUCGAGCGAGCGACCAGCGGCUCUCUACAGUCAGAGGACUGGGGGCUCAACAUGGAGAUAUGUGACAUCAUCAACGAGACAGAUGAGGGGCCAAGAGACGCUGUCAAGGCUAUUAAGAAGAGAAUUGUUGGAAACAAGAACUUCAGAGAGAUCAUGUUGGCCCUUACUGUUCUUGAGACCUGUGUGAAGAACUGUGGCCAACGCUUCCACAUUCUUGUGGCAUCGCAGGAGUUUGUUGAAGGAGUUUUGGUCCGCUCCAUUCUGCCCAAAUACAACCCUCCCACUGCCCUCCAUGACAGGGUGCUCAGCCUCAUACAGUCAUGGGCUGAUGCAUUUCGUAGCACUCCCUCCCUAGCAGGGGUGGUGUACGUAUAUGAUGACCUGAGGAGACGUGGUCUGGAGUUCCCCAUGACAGAUCUGGAUGCUCUGUCCCCCAUCCACACUCCAAAUAGGAGUAUCCCAGAAAAUGGGACUGCUGAGACGACCCCUGCUGCUGCUCCCACACAGCAGUCACAACCACAAGCACCUUCCAGUGUUCCCACUCAGAAUACUUUACCCCCAGUCGAGUCCAGUGAGGAGCCAGCCUCCCUCUCUGCAGAACAGGAACAGAAGCUGCGAAGUGAGCUGGCGCUGGUGAAGGGAAAUCUCACUGUGAUGUCAGAAAUGCUGAAUGAGUUAAUACCUGGACAGAGCAAGCAAGAUGAUACAGAGCUGCUACAGCAACUGUACUCGAUGUGUAAGAGUAUGCAGACUCGAGUGGUGGAGCUCAUCCCCCAGCUGCUGGAUGAAGGGUUUAUUGAAGAGCUGCUCGUGGUCAACGAUGACCUCAACAACGCCUUCAUCCGCUAUGAGAGGUUUGACAGACUGAACAAGGCACAAAUUCCAAAUACUCAACAGAGCUCUACCACAAGCCCGAGCCUCAUCGACCUCAGCCCUGAGCCAUCAACUCUCAGCCAACCUGCUGUCAUCGCAACAACCAGCCAACCAGCAGUCAGUACCGGGGCCAAUCAACAGCAAUCAGCCAACCACAAAGAGGAGGAGGAGUUUGACAUGUUUGCCCAGACGAGAGGCAGCUCCCUGGCUGAGCAGAGGAAAAGUGUUAGGUAUGAGGACCCGGGAGCUGUGGAGGGCCUUGCUGGAGCUCUGGAUACAAGGUUGCAGGUCACAGGAGGGAUGCCACCAGCGAAAAACUCUCUGCAGAAUGAUGUUGACAAAUGGUUAACUUGUGAUAUGGAAGACCAUUCUUCAGUUAGUGAAGGAGUGUCCAGUGAAGAUUUUGAUAAGUUUCUGGAAGAUCGGGCGAAGGCGGCAGACCAAGGUGGGCAGGCAGUUCGCAGCGGGCCACCCUCUACAUCCAGACCACCGCCACAGUCUACCCGGCAACAGGACCGAUCACAUGACCAGCUUUUUUCACUUUGAGUUUGAGGAGAAACAAGAGAAGUGGGUGGAUGUAGAGGUCAACACACACGCGCAAUCAUAUUAAAAUACCUACAAUCACACACAUGCUACCAGGAUCACACACAUGCUACCAUGGACCCUAUUUUCAUUGUAUGUCCAUUAAAAUUGUUUUUGCCACUGACAGGCUCCGAUUGUUAUUUUAAGUGUCUGGAAGCAUUACGGAAAGGAUCCUACAGAGAAAUUUAUUGUUUCUAAGCACCUUUUUGCUGGUCUGUUUAUUAUUUGUUUAUUAGUUUCAUUCUGAAAUGUCGCAAUGUUGCAAAAAGAAGUGGUGAAAACAUUUGUGAAAGUUGGAGAAAGGAGUGCUGGGAAGAGUUUGUUGUAUUGGAGUACAAAAAGUGUAGGUUAGUGAGAGAUUUUCAAUGUCAUGGCUAAUUAUUUAGCUGAUUUCAACUAUGUUAAAAAGCCCCUCGGGAUUUCAGAUUUUUAGCAAGACUUGGUUACACAAACUAACAAACAGACUGAUUCAGCGAAAGGUAUGGAGAAACAUUUAAUUUCUCUGUAGGGUCCUUUCCCUAAAGUUGUGAGACACUUCUAAACAGGGAUGGGCAUGAGUACUUGAGAACUCCAUUUGGACGUCCGUUAAAUGUGUAAUCACCACCCAACCUCCCUCAUGUAAACAUGACUUUAAUAUGUAUUUUUGGGCUAUUUAAAAUGGAUAAAGUCUUCUUUAAUUUAUUUCAUUGUAUAGCUGCAUGCAGUGUUUUGCCUUGCUUGGCACCUCCUUGCCUGACUGUUGCUCUCCCUGUUUAUCAUGAGACUACUGCUGCAGGAGUGUGAGCUCCGCACCAGGGAACAGUUGAUGAGUCUACACACAGUGACAGGGCUUACUGUUAGGAUCACACGGCUAACAUUACUGGUUCUUAGUGGGUUAAAUUUUAGAGUUGAGUUGUUUCAGUGUCGGUGUGAGUUUAUUGGGACUGUUGAACAGCUUGAUGUCGGCUAUUAGCAGCUCCUGCUGUGUUAGCUCAUGCUAACCAGGCAGAUAGAAAACUGACUGGGAGGAGAGGGGCUCUGAACUCCAGAGACAGUCCUUAAGUGCUGCGUCUAAACUGUGUAAUAGCAGAGACGGAAAGUUUGCUGACUUUUCCUUAUCUUAUAUGAUUUUGAAUAUAUGGUUUAGUAGGUUAACUGAAGCCUGACUAUUGAAAUUUUCCAUUAUUAGCCAAUUUACAUUCCUAUUAUUACAUUAGAUUUUUUGUGUUGUUUGUUUGUAAUUACUUUGUAAUAAUUUAAUACAAGUACUUGAAUAUGGAAAUUGCUUAAAAUGCCCAUUGCUACUUUUAAUCACAAUCUGGAAUGUCAGUGGCUAAAAAAUAAGAACUUUUAAUUAAUGCACAAUUACCUGUAGGGAUUGAAUUGCAGCCUUUUUUGAUGUUACGGCUGCAGCGGUCUCUCAAUACUGGACCAGUUUCAAAAAUUGUUGUCUCCUUUAGUCACUUAGACAGAAAAACAUGGGAAAAUAGGGACCAUUUUGAAAACAUACCAGAAUUUCCCUUGAAGUCAGGUUUUCUCUGAAAGCACACACACAAUACAACCUGACACUACAGACCUGCUGCCUAAUCAACUCACUGUAUAAAUGCAAUAUUUCUCCAAUAAUUCCUGCUGUUUGUAAUCUUUAUGUAAGUAUAAAUACCUUUGUGACUGUAUUUAUGAAAUGUAUUAUUAUAAUGGUGAUGUAAACAAAAAUGAUAUUAGAACAAGUGUUUACAGUUAAGUAUGAAGUUAAAAAUAUAUUUGAUAUUACGCCAUCAUGUGCCUUUGACCCAGACAGCUGAUUUUGUGUAGAUGAGAAUAAAAUGGGGUUAUUGUCCUGCAAA
Messenger RNA from Epinephelus lanceolatus (giant grouper), 3469 nucleotides. RefSeq names its product target of Myb1 membrane trafficking protein. Gene Ontology annotation, molecular function: clathrin binding; ubiquitin binding; phosphatidylinositol binding. Gene Ontology annotation, biological process: signal transduction. Gene Ontology annotation, cellular component: endosome; membrane. The record is from RefSeq and is a predicted model, not a curated record. Lineage: Eukaryota; Metazoa; Chordata; Actinopteri; Perciformes; Serranidae.